AUGGCUGCGGGUGUCGAGUCGUUCCUGGUCAUCUAUAGUCAAUAAACGUCGAGGAGUAAAUAAUUCAGUAUGGACCGAUCAACGACAUCUAUUGAUGAUUCUGCGAUUAAUGCCAAGUAUGAUUAUAUAUUACAAAGUUCCAGAGUGUUGACGAUUCCACUCAUUAGAUGUGAUCAACCAUUUAAUAGAGUUAUUAAAGAGGAAAUAAUUGAGGAAACAGACCGUAAUAAUGAUGAAAAAUUAUUACAAAUAGGAUACUAACAGAAAAACAUGGUUCAAUACUGAGUUAUACAAACAAAAAAGACAACACAGGGCAUUAGAUGCAUUAGUAAAUUAUGUAAAAACAACGAGUGGUCAAAAAUUCAUAGACUACCUUGGGCCUACUACUUUCAAUUCAUUGGAUUAUGAUAUAAAACAGAAAUUACAAUACUAUACAAACGAAAAAAAAAAAAACUAAUUAAUGAAUAGUUAUGGUGCAAUUUACCUUAA
Messenger RNA from Myzus persicae (green peach aphid), 489 nucleotides. RefSeq lists its product as uncharacterized. Lineage: Eukaryota; Metazoa; Arthropoda; Insecta; Hemiptera; Aphididae. The record is from RefSeq and is a predicted model, not a curated record. Bases 70 to 261 code for a protein of 63 amino acids. The transcript has 3 exons.